Messenger RNA from Medioppia subpectinata, 1242 nucleotides. Lineage: Eukaryota; Metazoa; Arthropoda; Arachnida; Sarcoptiformes; Oppiidae. The record is from the annotation of a GenBank genome assembly.
AAGGUCAGGUACCCUAAACCCGGUCGAUCCAACCCUACGAUUAAGCUUCAUUACAUCGAUUUGACUCAAUUGCAUGACUAUAACGGCUCGAUCGGUAAACUAACCGUUCAUUUAAAGCCACCCAAAGAUAUCACAGAUUAUGGAGAUCAUUAUCUGACAACAUUAAAAUGGAUAGAUGACAAUGUUGUGGCUGCGAAUUGGAUGAACCGAGCUCAAAACUUCUCGGUCAUGACCUGCUAUAGUAGUCGAGCCAAUUUGGAGCCAAUCUCUAAUUUCAAAUUACAAUCGAGUAAUGGAUGGAUAGACUUGUUUAAGCCGCCUGUCGUCACACCAGACCGCGAGUCCUAUAUAUUAAGAGUACCCAAAAUGAGUGACAACAAGAAGGAUGUGUUUCCACACAUCGCCAAAGUGUCCGUUUCGUCGGCCGAAUCAUCAUUUUUAACGUCCGGUAUAUUUGAAGUAAAAGAAAUCCUAAGCAUAAAUCCAGAAACUGAUAAAAUAUAUUUUAUGGCAACGCUUGCGUCAAAUCCGGGAGAAAAGCAUUUAAUGAGCGCUCCGUUAAAUGAGUCGUCGGCAAAGACAACACCCGUCUGUCACACGUGUCUUAUGAACACAUAUACCACCGACAAGAAUAAGACAUGUCUGGUGUCUGACGUCGAGUUCAGUGAAGGCGCCAAACAUUACAUCUUAAACUGUUUGGGACCUCAUAUUCCGCGAUCGGAGAUCAGGAGUACUGCCGACGACCGCCUCCUCUAUACACUCAAAGAGAACAAACAAUUGAAGAAUAAAACUAAAGGCCUUUCGCUUCCCAAAAGGAUUUUAAUGAAGGUUCCGGUGGGAGGCUAUGAGAUCGAUGUAAUGCUUUAUGUGCCGCACGAUUUCGAUAGCAAAUCAAAGCAAAAAUAUCCACUAGUUUUCAACGUUUAUGGCGGACCCGGCAGUGACAGCGGAUCCGUUUCGCAAAACUACUUUUACAAUCAAUUCGGCGCUUAUUUGGUCUCAAAUAAAAGUGUGAUUUACGCCUAUUUGGACACCAGAGGCAGCGCAAGUCACGGCUCAAAGUUUAUGUUUGAAAUUUAUCGCCGAUUGGGAACCGUUGAGGUCGACGACACUAUAGAAGUGGCCCGUUAUUUUCGUGAUAAAGUGCCCUAUAUCGAUUCUAAGUCCAUAGCCAUAUGGGGCUGGUCUUAUGGAGGAUAUGUGGCCACAAAGGCAUUAGAAAACGAUUACAACGACACUGUA